Eutrema salsugineum is the source of this 1231-nucleotide messenger RNA. RefSeq lists its product as uncharacterized. NCBI's taxonomy places the organism in Eukaryota, Viridiplantae, Streptophyta, Magnoliopsida, Brassicales, Brassicaceae. The coding region runs from base 378 to 893 and encodes 171 amino acids. The transcript is spliced from 4 exons. The record is from RefSeq and is a predicted model, not a curated record.
GAAAUGACAGAUCGAAGAUUUUUGUUUGCUUAUUUUUCCUCGUAAACGGUUUGUUGUAAGAUCUAGAUGUUUAAAUUCUUAUCUUGUUCGUUUUCUUUGGUCUCAUGAAAAGUUUCCGUUUUUAGUCGAGUCAAUACGUCCUUACUCUUCAUUCUUCUAAUUUUUCUAUUGAAUUGGCUUCUUCUGGUCAACCUAUUCGUUGGCUUUUUCUGUUUCUAAACGUACUUUUUACAUCCAAUCUUUUAUUAAUUUCGAAAUGAUCCAUUUUUUCCCCCAAAUCCAAAUUUCCCUCGAAUUCGAUCUGGGUGAGAAUUUAGGGAGAAUUUUCUGGAUCCUACCAAAUUAGGCGUUCUACUGUGGAUAAAAGUGGUUCGAAGAUGAAUCAUUGUAAACUUCAGCAGAACGCCUUCAAGUCCCGUGACGAAUCCAGAGGAUUUGCUCCUAUCACUUGUCAUCCAUUGGACUCUCUUGUUUGUCCUAAGCCUUGUCGCGUCCCCAAUAACCUUUUUCCUCCUUUUAGAUUACAUUCUAGUCCAUCAGAAUCAGGAGCCGCUGAUGUAUGUGAUUCUAAAGCCGGGGCAGAUCUUUUGGACAUAAUUCGUAGAAAGGAAGAAACAUUAUCUGCUGUAACUUCAUCGCCUCCGUUUUUCCUCGGGUCUCCCCCGAGCAGAGCAUCAAACCCGUUAGCUCAAGAUGCGCGAUUUGGAAAUGAGAAACUCAACCCUAUCUCACCCUCACUCUCACCAUUCCUCCCUUCUCCAUCUCCAUCUCGUGUCAAAGGAGGAGGUUGUGGUCGAGUGAAGUUUGGGCUUAAACCAGCAGCUGUUAGAGUAGAAGGAUUCGAUUACUUGAACAGGGACCGCCAAAGCUCGAGCAUCCCUGCCAUGGCUUAGAAGAAGAAAGAAGAAAGAACAGAGAGAAUCACAAGUGUACAUAAAAUCCAGAAUCAAGACUCCAUUUUUUUUGAAGCAGAUAUUUCGUAUUUUUGAAGAUGACGAGGAAAAGGAAGGUUAAAGAUUAGUCACCAUCACCAGUCAAGGCUUUUACUUCAGUUUUCUUUAACUCUGAGAUCAAUAUUGUGUAUAUAUACGGUAAUUAAGAUGUAAAAUCAUGUGUUAUCUAAAUCUUUUCGAGUCUCGUUGUAACAUAUUAAAACCAAUUUGGAGUGUUCUUUUUUUCUUUCGAAUCUGUAAAAAUAUAAGUUCUCUUUUGUAUAGUUACGUUUCUUCCU